Prorocentrum cordatum is the source of this 618-nucleotide messenger RNA. NCBI's taxonomy places the organism in Eukaryota, Dinophyceae, Prorocentrales, Prorocentraceae. The record is from the annotation of a GenBank genome assembly.
AUGCCGUAUGCACUUCUGGGUACCGUAGUCGGCGCCGUGGCCGACGCGGCGCCAGAGAGGGGCCCAGCGAUGCUGUUCGGCGGCGGCGUCUGCCUGGGGCUCUCGGUGGCGUGUCUGUCGCCGGCAGCGCCCGGAAUGGACACCUGGACCUGGCAGAUGGCCGCGCUCCUCGCGGCGAGUGGCGCCACGUCUUGCCUGAUUGUGCCCGUCCUCACCGUACUCGAGAACACCCUCGAGGCGGAGGCCCGCGAGAGGUCCGAGCUCCCCUGCAGCCACGACGACAUCCUGUCCUUCGGCUUCGUGUUCCUCAACAUGGGGGAGCUCGUGGGCCCGCUUGCGGGGAGCUACUUCGCUGGCACCUUCGGGUCCAGUGCCAGCUACCGCGUCCUGGGGUUGGUCGUGGCCGCGGUCAGCCUGCUAUCAGCGCUCCUCCUGGCCUCGAGCGGCAGCCGCCUGCGCGGGGGGCAGCUUAACGAGGAGGGCGCAUCAGAGCCGAUGCUGCGACCAGGUCGCCAGCGCCUCGCGGAGACGUCGCCCAUGCACGCCGUGCACCACAACGCGUGCUUGCUGCGGGCCGUGAGCGAGACCAGCCCAGGGGGAGGCGGCUCGCUGGAGUGA